Molecule: messenger RNA, 2859 nt
Organism: Tympanuchus pallidicinctus (lesser prairie-chicken)
Lineage: Eukaryota; Metazoa; Chordata; Aves; Galliformes; Phasianidae
Gene: VAMP7
Product: vesicle associated membrane protein 7
Exons: 9
Coding region: 238-900 (220 amino acids)
Biological process (GO): exocytosis; vesicle fusion
Cellular component (GO): SNARE complex; membrane
Molecular function (GO): SNARE binding; SNAP receptor activity
Source: RefSeq, a predicted model, not a curated record
CUCGCAGAGGGCCCGAUUGAGGGGCGGAGCGGCGGCGGGCGGUGGGCUUCGUUCCUGCGUUUACUUCCUGCCGCGGCGGCCGGCGUGCCUGAGGGAGGCCCGCUGAGGAGCCCCCGGCCUUGGGAGGAUUUCUGGAAAUACAAGCAGUAGCUUCCUCCAUCCCUCUGAGCGCUGAGGCUGUGAAUGCUUUGUUCAAGAAGAAGGGCUAACAGUUCCCCUUGACUGAUAGCUGAAGCCAUGGCUAUUCUUUUUGCUGUUGUGGCGAGGGGCACAACCAUCCUUGCCAAGCAUGCCUGGUGUGGAGGAAACUUCCUGGAGGUGACAGAGCAGAUCCUGGCAAAGAUACCUUCUGAAAACAACAAACUGACCUAUUCACAUGGGAAUUAUCUGUUUCAUUACAUCUGCCAAGAUAGGAUUAUAUACCUCUGCAUCACAGAUGAUGACUUUGAACGUUCCAGAGCCUUCAACUUCCUGAAUGAAAUCAAGAAGAGGUUUCAGACCACGUAUGGCUCAAGAGCACAGACAGCCCUUCCCUAUGCAAUGAACAGCGAGUUCUCGAGUGUCUUAGCUGCACAGCUGAAAUACCACUCGGAGAGCAAGGGCACUGACCAGGUAGCAGAGACACAAGCCCAAGUUGAUGAACUUAAAGGAAUCAUGGUUCGAAACAUAGACCUCGUGGCACAGAGAGGAGAGAAGCUGGAGUUGCUGAUCGAUAAAACAGAGAAUCUCGUGGAUUCUUCAGUCACUUUCAAAACUACCAGCAGGAACCUUGCUAGAGCCAUGUGUAUGAAGAACCUCAAGCUUACCAUCAUCAUAAUCAUUGUAUCAAUUGUUAUCAUCUAUAUCAUCGUAUCGGCUGCCUGCGGUGGGCUUGCGUGGCCAAGCUGUGUGCAGAAGUAACCAGAGACAGCUGGUGCUGGUCAGUUGGAGAUGAGAAUCACAGCAGUGUGAAGAAGCGACCUACAGAAUAACUCUUAAUCUUUCACUACUGACACCUUCUCAUUCUUCAUCCCUCCAGGACUUCAGACUUUCUGCCUUAUCACCCUGAACAUGCCCAGCCGGUUGCUGCUUCCAUGCAGCUGUAACCUCAAGAAUGGGCUGGUUUAAAUUACUUGAAGGGAUUUUUUCUUUUCUGUCCCACCUGCAACCUUCUCAGCUAGCUGGUACUGCCAGCUCUGGAGGGUACAGCAUGCUUGUCCGUGUGUCCAUGCAGCUUUGCACUUUCAUGUGAGCCUGCAAGUGGAGAACAGCUCUGCUAGCAACUGUCCUACCCACGAGGAUGACACUGGAGGAUAGUUUGAGGUGGGCUGAGCCAAGCUAAUGGGGGAGCCACAAGAUGGGUGUAUUUCCAUUUUCCACAGACCACAGAGAUCAGGUGCCCCUCCCUGCACAUCUGGCCUCUCAUAGUGGCUCAACGUGUAGGGGUUGCAAGUGCAAUAUUGGUAGUAGCAAAAAGAAUGGCUUUGGGGCUGGGGCUUUACGCACUGUAAGAUGUAGGUGUUGCUUCUGUAUGAAAUCUCCCUUUUCCUGGUGGUCUUUCAGCAGUUGGUAGCAGGGUGAUAGGUCACCUCAGCAUUUUGAAAUGGCCUCCUCUUGACCAUCAUUUCUUUCUCCUUCCUCCCCUUUAAUUUGUGGCUAAAAUAAUAUAGUAAAGGAGAUGGUUCUGUAUAGUUAAGGUUGCAGUAAUGCAUAUUCUUUGUCAUGUUAUUUCUCCUGUUCUUCUGAGGUGGACUAAAAUGAAUACUAACAUUACCACUUGCUGAAGUGAAAAAUGGGAGCCGAUCGAGGCUGAUGUAUUAAUCAGGCUUGAUAAGGUGCCAUAUAUUGGCUGCUUGUGCUUUUACUCUGAAGGUUUGUGCUAAAAUGACAGAGAAGGACAGAAGGUUGAAGUUAAAUGGAUUGUUCCUUUCUCUGAAGCAGAAAAGGUCUUUCAGAUGUAAUAACAGCUACUCACACUGGGGGGAAAAAGAAAUAACACAAAAGAAACCCACCAAAACUCAAGGCUUACUACCAACUGUAGGAUUGGGUGCUCUGGUAAUGUGCUGCUAUCAAGUGUGUAUCUAUGGGGGCUACUUUGCCUGGUGCUGGAAGCUGUGAUUACCACGUUUCUGUCCCACCCUUGGGAAGGCGCUGCACAGCAAACGUGUAGGGCAGCACAGUGGCUGCAAGUGCCAGCAGACAGCUGAACAGGGAACAACUGAAAUCUGGUGCAAGUAUCAGAUGGUCUGAUAAGGAAGCUGCACUGCUUUGGUCUGGGUAAGUGACUUCUAACAGUGAGUGAGAGCCGUGCAUGUACAGGAAAGUGAGGCUCCAUCUGGUGACUGAACUCCAGCACUUGGUGCCGUGGGUUCCCUGAGCCCUGCAACACAGGCUUCCCAGGCAGGGCGGUGACAUUCAGUGGCUGCUGCUUCAUGUGACUCCCCUGGUGUGUGACACUUUCCAGCAGGUGCCAGAUAAAGCUUUCCUAUCAACUUGCAUGGUUAUUUGGAUGUGACUUCGAGGCUAAAACUUAACUAAUGGUAAUCAAACCUUGAUAGCCAGAAAGGGCCAACAGAUUAACAGUAUGGCCUGUUUGUACCCUGCAUUAACACACUGCAAAGCAGAGAAAGACUUUGUCUUACCUGGAAGUAGAUGGGAAGGAGAGCCCUUCCUCUCCUACUUACCCUUACAACCACCCACAGCUCAGUGUACAGUUGUGCAUGUUUUAGGGACUGUUGAUGUUACUGUGUUAAUUUCUAUGAUUUGUUGUCUUAUGUACAAACACUUUUUAAAGACUUCCUCUCCUUUUAAAGGAUGCACUGAGGCAUUAGUGUAAAAACAAAGUUAACCUGGUUAAAUAAAAUUACUGUACAGAAAGGA